GUCUCCGGAUGGGAGCGUGGGCUCUGUCGGGCCUUGGGGCGCAGGUGGCAGAGGCGGCUGGGGCAGCGUUGUGCAGGGCCAGGGGAUGAGGAGGAGGCGGAGGACGGGCGGCGGUGGGGCCUCAGGGAGCCGGUGGGCUGCUUUCCCUCCUUUCCUCCUCCCGCUGCUGGGGUAAAUAAUGGUGCUGGAAGUGGCGGCCGCCCCUGGGCGGGAGAGAUGGAAGGCGGCGAGGAGGGCUGCGUGCUUGGCGGCGGCGGUGUACGGGCUGAAGCUGCUGUGGCCUCUGCUCUCGCGUCGCCUCAGUAGAGGAAAGGGCGCGCGGAGGGAGAAGGAGAAGCAGCCUCUGCUGCGCUCGGGAGCAGGGGAACUCUACCCGAAGGAGGCGGCGUCGGGGGCGGGGGUAGUAUUACCAUCCCCAUCAUCAUCAGCAGCCCCUGCAGCCACCUUGGUGCUGCCUCCCUCCUCUGGGGGGCGCCCUUCCCCGGCGGCCAACGCAGAGUUCUUCCGCCAGCUGCUGGAGCUGCGCCAGAUCCUCUUCCCGGCGCUCCUGGGACCCGAGAGCGGCUGGCUGUGCCUCCACUCAGCGGCCCUGGUCUCCCGCACCUUCCUCUCCAUCUACGUGGCCGGCCUCGACGGCAAGAUCGUCAAGAGCAUCGUGGAGAAGCGCCCGCGCCGCUUCGCCUGGCAGCUGCUCAAGUGGCUCUCGGUCGCUGUCCCGGCCACCUUCGUCAACAGCGCCAUCCGCUACCUGGAGGGCAAGCUGGCCCUGGCCUUCCGCACCCGCCUGGUCGACCGCGCCUACCAGACCUACUUCGCCCACCGCACCUACUACAAGGUGGUCAGCAUGGACGGGCGCCUGGCCAACCCGGACCAGUCCCUCACCGAGGACCUCGCCAUCUUCUCCCAGUCGGUGGCCCACCUCUACUCCAACCUCACCAAGCCCAUCCUCGACGUGGUCCUCACCUCCUACACCCUCAUCCAGACCGCCAGGUCCCGGGGGGCCAGCCCCGUUGGGCCCACCCUCCUGGCCGGGUUAGUGGUCUACACCACCGCCAAGGUGCUCAAGGCCUGCUCGCCCAGGUUCGGCAAGCUGGUGGCCGAGGAGGCCCACCGAAAGGGAUACCUGCGCUACGUCCACUCGCGCAUCAUCGCCAACGUGGAGGAGAUUGCCUUCUACGGGGGGCACAAGGUAGAAAUGAACCAACUCCAGAAAAGCUACAAAGCUCUGGCAGACCAAAUGAACCUCAUUUUGUCCAAACGUUUAUGGUACAUCAUGCUAGAACAGUUCCUGAUGAAGUACGUCUGGAGCAGUAGCGGUUUGAUCAUGGUAGCUGUACCAAUCAUCACUGCAACAGGAUUUGCAGAUGGCGAUUUGGAAGAUGGUCAGAAACAAGCAAUGGUCAGUGAACGGACGGAAACUUUCACUACUUCACGUAAUUUAUUGGCUUCUGGAGCAGAUGCUAUUGAGAGGAUUAUGUCUUCUUAUAAAGAGGUCACAGAGUUAGCAGGCUACACAGCUCGUGUGUACAACAUGUUUUCAGUCUUUGAUGAAGUGAAGAGAGGCAUUUACAAAAGGGCAGCUGAUUCUCAAGAAUGUGAAAGCAACAACAAGAAAAGAGAUAAAGCGGAAAGACAUAUUGAUGGUCCAUUAGAAAUCAAGGGAAGAGUGAUAGAUGUUGAUCAUGGAAUUAUCUGUGAAAAUGUUCCUAUUAUUACCCCAAAUGGAGAUGUGGUGGUUUCCAGGCUAAACUUCAAAGUUGAGGAAGGGAUGCAUCUUCUAAUCACUGGGCCCAAUGGCUGUGGGAAGAGUUCCCUCUUCAGAAUUCUCAGUGGCUUAUGGCCUGUCUAUGAAGGUGUUCUCUACAAACCACCUCCCCAACAUUUGUUCUAUAUUCCACAAAGGCCUUACAUGUCCAUUGGAACGCUGCGGGAUCAAGUUAUCUAUCCUGACUCACUGGAAGACAUGCAUGAAAAAGGGUACCAAGACCAAGACCUUGAGUGUAUCCUAAAGAUUGUUCAUUUAAAUCACAUAGUACAAAGAGAAGGAGGGUGGGAUGCUGUGACAGAUUGGAAGGAUGUCCUGUCUGGAGGAGAAAAGCAGAGGAUGGGCAUGGCUCGGAUGUUUUACCACAAGCCAAAAUAUGCUUUGCUGGAUGAAUGUACAAGUGCUGUCAGCAUUGAUGUUGAAGGAAAGAUAUUCCAGGCGGCAAAGGGAGCAGGGAUAUCUUUGCUUUCAAUAACGCACAGACCAUCUCUUUGGAAAUACCACACACACUUGCUACAGUUUGAUGGGGAAGGAGACUGGCGUUUUGAACAGUUGGACACUGCUAUCCGCUUAACCCUCAGCGAGGAGAAACAAAGACUAGAAUCCCAGCUUGCAGGAAUGCCAAAAAUGCAACAGAGACUGAAUGAACUUUGCAAAAUCUUAGGUGAAGAUUCUGUGCUUAAAACGAUGGUUAAAGAGGAAUAAAUGCUUUAGUUUAUAAUUCCCCCACCCCCAAUUUUUAAGUUAUUGAAGCACUUUUAUUUCUGAGACAGUAUGGUUUGCAUGUACUGUGGUUAGCUUAGAGUGAACGGAAACAUAAUUGGCAACAAACUGAAAUACUUCAGAAAGUCUUCAGCCUUCUAAUGUUACAGAGGAAGAGUCAAACUAGUGCUGUGCCGAAUCCUAGUGAGGAUUGAUUCAGUUUAAGAAAACUGAGUUCUUGGAGAUGUGAAAAGCCUCUUGCAAAACUUCCUAAAUUACUAAUCUUCCAUAUUUAUUCCUGCUUGUUUACGUUCCUGGAACUAUUCUGUUUUGAUACUAAAGUUGGGUUUUGCUUGUGUUUUUACUAUAUAAGCCCAGUCACUCAGGGAUCACAUAGGUAGAACUGUGAUGUUAUAUACAGUGUCACAUAGAAAAUCAGAGUUGGACACUGGAUUCCAUGACCAAGGGCAGACAAACCCCUCCUGUUGCCCUGACUAUCAAUGUGGGAGCUGCGAAGGGUAAUACAUCUGAUUGCCCACAUUUCUUAGAUUUAUGGCCCAAGAACUCUUCAUGGGCUGAUUUUUUAUCCUUGUCCAACUCUUCUGGGAGAUUGUUAUACAAGAUAACUAGGACAAAACGGGAUGAGCACCAGAUACAGAAACAAAUGUCAUUUCGUAGUUCUGUGCUUGCCACUUAGCCAAAAAGGUCUCAAAGGCGGUUUACAGACCGCCAAAUAGUACGUAUACAAUACGUACUAGGGUUAGGA
Sceloporus undulatus (fence lizard) is the source of this 3233-nucleotide messenger RNA. It is a transcript of the gene ABCD2, whose product is annotated as ATP binding cassette subfamily D member 2. Gene Ontology annotation, biological process: peroxisome organization; long-chain fatty acid import into peroxisome; fatty acid beta-oxidation. The record is from RefSeq and is a predicted model, not a curated record. Bases 179 to 2470 code for a protein of 763 amino acids. Gene Ontology annotation, molecular function: long-chain fatty acid transmembrane transporter activity; ATP binding; ATP hydrolysis activity. NCBI's taxonomy places the organism in Eukaryota, Metazoa, Chordata, Lepidosauria, Squamata, Phrynosomatidae. Gene Ontology annotation, cellular component: peroxisomal membrane. The transcript has 10 exons.